Messenger RNA from Anisakis simplex (herring worm), 309 nucleotides. The record is from the annotation of a GenBank genome assembly. Lineage: Eukaryota; Metazoa; Nematoda; Chromadorea; Rhabditida; Anisakidae.
GCGGAUAAUAUGAUGCCGCAGUAUACGUAUGAUUAUACGACAUCGAAGCCGACUGAUUUUGCGAUUAUGUUCGCGAUUAUCUUCAGUGGAGUUACAGGCUUGAUGGCUGGUGCAAAUAUGUCGGGUGAGUUGGCGUGUCCAUCCGUGUCAAUUCCGCGCGGUACCAUUCAGGCGGUAAUCGUCACCCUUUUGGUGUAUAUUCUGACGGCAUUCCUGACGGCGGCAUCGUGCAGUCGCACAUUACUACAUUCGGAUUAUGCGGUAGGUCGAUCAAUAUCGAUUAGUGAUCGUUUGAUUGAUCAGAGAUGA